Messenger RNA from Tachyglossus aculeatus (Australian echidna), 1320 nucleotides. Its product is annotated as forkhead box protein D4-like. The coding region runs from base 1 to 1320 and encodes 439 amino acids. Gene Ontology annotation, molecular function: DNA-binding transcription factor activity, RNA polymerase II-specific; RNA polymerase II cis-regulatory region sequence-specific DNA binding. The record is from RefSeq and is a predicted model, not a curated record. NCBI's taxonomy places the organism in Eukaryota, Metazoa, Chordata, Mammalia, Monotremata, Tachyglossidae. Gene Ontology annotation, biological process: cell differentiation; regulation of transcription by RNA polymerase II; anatomical structure morphogenesis. The transcript has a single exon.
AUGAAUCUCCAAAGGGGCGGUCACCAGCAGCAGCUCAAAUGCUCGGCCGGGGAAGAGGGCGAGAUCGACAUCAUCCUCGGAGAGGAAGGCGAAGGCAGGAGAGUUCCGCCGCUGCCCGCCCAUCAGGGAGCGUCGGAGAGCGAGGGCGCCGACUCCGGAGAGGGCGAGAGCGGCGGCGGCGGCCGCCGCAAUAGUCGGGGCCCGGCCUGUGGGCGAAGGACUGGGGCCGAGGGGCCUUCCUCCAAGGUGGUAGGGGAAGGGUCGGCUCAGCAGGCGAAGCCGCCCUACUCAUACAUCGCGCUGAUCACCAUGGCCAUCCUGCAGAGCCCGCACAAGCGGCUCACCCUGAGCGGCAUCUGCGCCUUCAUCAGCGGCCGUUUCCCUUACUACCGCCGCAAGUUCCCCGCCUGGCAGAACAGCAUCCGCCACAACCUGUCCCUCAACGACUGCUUCGUCAAGAUCCCCCGGGAACCGGGGCACCCGGGCAAGGGCAACUACUGGAGCCUGGACCCUGCCUCGCAGGACAUGUUCGACAACGGCAGUUUCCUCCGCCGCCGAAAGCGCUUCAAGCGCCACCCUCACACCCCCAGCCCCCAGCUCCACCUCCCCCCCCAUCCCCUUCCCCUGCAACCCCCACCGUCCUCCUCUCACCCGCCGCACCCGGCUCUCCUGUUCUACCCGCCGGGCCCGGGGUCCUCUCCCGCGGCCGGGGCGCGGCCCUGCGCUCUUCUGCAACCCAGUCCGCUGCGCUACCUGGUGCUCCCGACCCCUGCCUAUCCCGAGCUGCGGAGGGGAGGGGGAGGGAGCGGCGACGGGGAAGAGCUUCCCUCCAGCGCUCUCUUGCAAGUCCAGAUCCCUCUGGGGUUGCAGCCAGAUGGGGGCAAGUUGCCACCCAGGGCGGAUUCCGCUGCCCAUCGCGGGAGCGGCAGCAGCAGCCGCCGCAGAAAUAGCUCCUUCAGCAUUGAAAGCAUCAUGCAAGGGAAUAAGGCGGAAGGAGGAGGAGCUGGAGAGGCUGCCCAGGGCCUGACCCCGGCUCCGUGGAGUUACUGCCACCUGCUGCAACGCUCCUCCUGCCUAUUGCAUUCCCCCGCCGCCCCCUCUUUCCUGCACGUGUCCGCAGCCGCUGCUGCCGCCCGGACUCUGCUGCUGCAACAGCAGCAGCCGCAGCCCCAGGACUGCUUUCCGGACAAGGGCGCCCUAGUCAGCCGACCCCUUUCAGCGGCCGCCGCGGCACUGCUGGGAUGUCAAGCGGGAGCAGGCACCAGGCUUCUGUCGCUGGCGGCCCCGGCUUGCAGAGGGACGCCUUCCCCGGCUUUCUGA